AUGCUUCGACCGUGUAUAAAUCGAACAGAGCAUGGUAUUCUUGGGAUACAACUAAGACGGGCCGCGUUUUGUGGAGAUGUGUUUGUAAAUUCUGUUGAAAGUGGAAGAUAUUGUGGCGUUCAUCCGAAAUUUUUAACGCAACUUUUAUUAAUGUAUUUAUUUCCGAAAUACGAAAUUGCUUUUAAUCAUGUUGUGAUUGCGCAAAAUUCACCGAUACUGGAUAGAAUCCCUCGAUUCGCAGUUUGUAACUUUUGCUGUCAUUUAGAUCUGGGGAGAUAUUUGUUGCUAAUCACGUUACUUGAAGAGCAUCUAGUUGUCAUCGAACCGGCAACACCGACGGGUACUCGAGAUGGAGAAAGUGGAAAACUGAACUGAAUCGCGUGUUUGCAACGGUCGUUCUCAUCCAAUAUGAAGAUGGAGGGAGUUGGUGAUGUUAUGAAUGGCCGUACGAAUGAAGUUGCCAAAACACCACAACCGUCACCCAAAGAAAUUGGACGUGAAUUCGUUCGUCAGUACUAUACGAUGUUGUCAGAAAGGCCACAGGACGUGUUUCGCUUCUACAGCCAUGAAUCAUAUUUUGCUCAUGAUACAGACCAGCCUGUUCAGGGACAACAGAAAAUACAGAAAGCAAUUGAACGCUUAGCUUUUGUUGACUGUAAAGCCCGUAUUUAUACCGUCAGUGGCACUGCCACAAUGAACAAUGGCUUAGUCAUACAAGUUUGUGGCGAACUUUCGAUCGGCGAUAAUCCUGAAAGGCGUUUCUUGCAAACAUUUAUUCUGUGUCCACAAACUCCAAAGAAAUACUAUGUUCACAAUGAUGUUUUCCAGUGGCUAGAUCGAGCCUUCGGUGAUACUGUCAUUCAGCCGCAAAAGAACGAUGUCCAGACUCAAAUUGCUACUGAAGAGAAUGUUGCAGCAAAUGGUGAUGCAGGCGGAAUUAACGGUCACACUCAGGCUAUUUCUGCAAGCCACAAUCAAAUUGAGACCGCCGAUCAGUUAUCCGACAGCUUGAAGAAAGAGCAACAUCUUGAAUCCAUCCCAGCAGUGAAUACAAAUGCAGUUGUUCAUGAUGCAAAGCAUCAAAUGAAUGACGUAAUAGAAAAUUCAAAUUCGGUUGCAGUUGAUUCAGCACCGAAAACUUGGGCUAAAUUGGUCGGUGGUAAUCAUACAACAACUGCUGCUGCGCAACUGCAAAAUAUGACUCAGGCAACAGUUCAGCCAUCGGUGCGGUUGCCUGUGAUUCAAAAUCAGACUUCGAUCUCUGCUUCAAACAAUACAAAUCACGCAAAUUUUGAAGACAAUUGUCGACUCUAUGUGGGCGGCAUAACUCGUAAUAUUGUCCCAGAAAGUGCAGCUGCAAUUGAAAGAGAUAUACGUUCUGAAUUUGAAAAAUUCGGACAUGUUGCUGCGGUAAAUGUUCCCCGUCGUGUGCUAGAUACCGCGGAUUCACAGCGGACUGUUUUUGCUUUUGUAGUUAUGAAAACACCAGAGGGUGCAAGAAAUGCAUUCAGUGCUGCAAGAAAGGAACGAUCGCUUUCACUUAUACAUCUGAAAAUUGAUUCACUUGGAUUCGACGGAGAAGCCACUCUCUCAGAGCAGAAAGGUGGACAGAUAAACUCUCGUACUCCGUUUAUACACAGAGGUCUUCCAGUGCAAGGCGUGUCACGCGGUGGAUUUAAUGCACGUAAUGGAUCUGGUGGCGGACGUGCUGGUGGAGGGGGAUCUCGCGGAUUGCGAAAUUAUAGUGGUGGUAGUGAAUAUCGGCAAUCAGGCGAACACGGUCGACAUUAG
Messenger RNA from Acanthocheilonema viteae, 1791 nucleotides. NCBI's taxonomy places the organism in Eukaryota, Metazoa, Nematoda, Chromadorea, Rhabditida, Onchocercidae. The record is from the annotation of a GenBank genome assembly.